This is a messenger RNA of Orcinus orca (killer whale), 7903 nucleotides long. RefSeq names its product Ras association domain family member 2 (gene RASSF2). The transcript has 11 exons. The record is from RefSeq and is a predicted model, not a curated record. Lineage: Eukaryota; Metazoa; Chordata; Mammalia; Artiodactyla; Delphinidae. Gene Ontology annotation, biological process: signal transduction; regulation of non-canonical NF-kappaB signal transduction; positive regulation of JNK cascade. Gene Ontology annotation, cellular component: cytoplasm; nucleus. The coding region runs from base 3044 to 4024 and encodes 326 amino acids.
GCUACAGGGUAGCUACAGGAUUUUGACUGGUCUAGAACUUGGGCAAGUCUGUCCCCAUUCCUGCAGCUCAGCCUUGUACCGACUGCACCUGGAGAUCCUGUGCAGGCAGCUGUUUUGUCCCAGCUUGAGAGUGGGUAGAGGAAGGUGAUAGAGCCAGGAGCUUCAAGCCCUAACGUGGAGCAGGUGUCGUGGCCGCUACUGGUACCCACCCAGAUCCCCUUUACCUAUUUUUUUAAAAAUAAAUUUAUUUGUUUUUGGCUGCAUUGGGUUUUCGUUGCUGCAUGCGGGCUUUCUCUAGUUGCGGCAAGUGGGGGCUACGCUUCGUUACGUGCGCAGGCUUCUCUUGUUGUGGAGCACGGGCUCUAGGCAUGCAGGUUUCAGUAGUUGUGGUUCGCGGGCUCUAGAGCGCAGGCUCAGUAGUUGUGGCUCACGGGCCUAGCUGCUCUGUGGCAUGUGGGAUCUUCCCGGACCAGGGCUCGAACCCAUGUCCCUUGCAUUAGCAGGCGGAUUCUUUUUUUUUUUUUUAAUAAACUUAUUUAUUUAUUUGUUUCUAUUUUUGGCUGCGUUGGGUCUUUGUUGCUGUGUGCAGGCUUUCUCUAGUUGCAGCAGGUGGGGGCUACUCUUUGUUGCAGUGCGUGGGCUUCUCUUGUUGUGGCUACUCUUGUUGCAGAGCACAGGCUCUAGGCACACGGGCUUCAGUAGCUGUGGCUUGUGGGCUCUAGACCGCAGGCUCAGUAGUUGUGGCACACGGGCUUCCGCGGCAUGUGGGAUCUUCCCAGGCUAGAGCUUGAACCUGUGUCCCCUGCAUUGGCAGGCGGAUUCUUAACCAUUGCGCCACCAGGGAAGCCCCCCCUUUAUCUACUGCCUGUUAUGGGUGUGGACUGCCGACAGGUCUCAGUUGCUCCCUAGUCUUGAGAAUCUCUCUUGCAGGAUAAUGCCUGGGUGCUCACCCCCUCCUCCCAGAGGUGGCUCUCAACCAGCGACUGACUAGCAUGGGGUACAAAGGCCUGGCCUGCCUGUCUUAGGGUGGGACAAUUCGGUGGAGUUGUUCACGCCCUAGAGCUCCCAUGGGAUCAGGCUGUGGCUGGGCUCCAGUUCCUUCCCCAGCCCAGUCCUUCUUCCCUCACUCCCUUACAGGUUUCUCCUGAAAUCAAUUCCUUAAUAACUCAUGUGCACAAGAAUCCUCAUUUUGACCUCUGCCUCUAGGAAUUCCCUAACCUAAGACAGCAGGUUAGCUUUCUUUGGGCUGACUGUUGAAUCCACUGUCUCCGCUGAAGAAUUAAUAAUGAGAAUGGGAAUAUUUGCAGGAGAGAGGCACAGUGUGAGAGCUGGGGGUCCAAAGAGAGAAAGCUGUAGGCCUAGGAGAGGAAAGAAACACCAAAUGAAUGGUUUCUGUGUGGUGGUAUAAGUGCUGUGAUGAAGGAGAGGCUGAGGUAUGGGUGCCUAUCCCCCCAACACUGCCCAGGGACAGCGAGAACAGUUUGUAGGAGGAGGUAAGUUUUGGAUCCGGGUCUAGGGAACAUGUGAGUUUGUUUGGGUCUGAAAAGCAUGGGCACACUCACAGAGCAUGAAAAACAGGCGUAGGAAGUUCUUUGUAGCUGGGAUGUCAUCAUCUUCAAUAGCUUAGGAACCUUCCCUUUGUCAAGACAUUCUCUUGGAUCUUAGGGAUGGUUGUGCCCUCAAGUUGUCCUGGGAACAGGCAGGAAGUAGUGGAUGGGUCUUCACAUGGGAAGUGCUAGGUUCUGCUGACAGGCUGCAUGGCAUUGCCCAGGCAUUUAAUGGAGCUGAGGAGAACCCAGAACAUGCCAGGGCAUGAAGUGGUGCCAGAAGAGAGGACUGACUGGUUAGUGGCCUCAACAGGUCUCCACUGUAACUAGUUGACUAGGAGGCUCAUGUCCUGACUUGGCAAGCCCAAUGGUAUUCACAUCUCCAGACAUGUUAGCAGACAUGCUUUGUAGUUAGUAGACAUUCAAUACACAUUUUAUCUUUUAAAGUUUUUCUAAAGAGAAGUUGUACUGAUCUAGAAGUCUUGAGGGCUAAAUGGCCACGUUCACGGGGGGUUCAGUAGGUUUAAAUAUGUUUUAGACUUCUAAAGAGUGACUCCACAUCAAAGAUUAUUUGUGUCAAAUCUGCCCUUUCAUUCCUGUCCCAUUCUGUCUCUCUCCUCCUUUCUCUGUAUGGGAAGCACUGAGCUGUCUCCGUUCUGUGCCUGAGAUGCUGGCUGAUGUGGGAAGCACCCUCCUUCCUCUCUGUCUUGCUUUCCCCUCUUCAAAGAGAUGGUGAAGAUUGGUUCUAUAUUCUCAAGGCAAUGUGGAAGCGAUGCUUGGAAAUGAUCCUUACAAGGCAUUGUGGAGUCCAGGAGGGCUUCAUAAAUUCUUGAUAAUAACAGAGAAGGCAGAAGAAUUGCAGCCAGCUAGCUGAGCAAAUCCCUCUCUUCGAGACUGUAGAUAUUGGCAGGCACCCUUGGCAGAAGUGUCCAAUUGAAUGUGGAUCCCAGCCCCAUCAACCUUCUUCCUCUGACUCUUCCUUGUGUGAGAACAAUACUCUGCUUAAGCAAUAUUGGACUGAACUCUAAAUUUCCGGCCUUUUGUUUGCUCUGCUACUGUGUUUGCCUUAAAGUGUAUGUAAAUGUAGCUGGCUUUUUUUUCUUCUCCAGCUGGCUGGAGGUAGCCAGUGAUUUGUGGUGAUGGUUGGAAAGUUUAUGAAGACAGAUGCAGUUGUUGUCCUUGAGAUAGACAAAGGAGGGGUUGGGUCCUAGAAUCAGCUACCUGUAAUUUCAGUUCAACAAUGUGGUCGGCUGUGUAAGUAUUUUCCUAACAUUCCUAACCCAAGAAACGUAAAAGUAAGAAAAAAGGUGGGGAGAAGUCAGGCUGAAGACAAAGAUUGGGCCAAGUGAGUCUAUAGGUCAGAUUUAUAACAAUGGCCUUGGUGAAGUCACUCAAUAUGUAGACAGAGCUUUAGAGAAUUCCCACAUUUGGGCCAUCAGACUACUUGAUGAUUUAUAUCAACCUGGCCUCUCGUCUGAUGAAAAGAGAAAGGAAGAAUGGACUACAGUCACCAAACUUCCCUAGUCCCAUGUGGACAAGAUAAAUACAUUUCCAAGAACGAACUUCUUCUGCAUCUGAAGACCUACAACUUGUACUAUGAAGGCCAGAAUUUGCAGCUCCGACAUCGUGAGGAAGAAGAUGAGUUCAUCGUGGAGGGGCUGCUGAACAUCUCCUGGGGGCUGCGCCGGCCCAUUCGUCUACAAAUGCAGGAUGACAAUGAACGCAUUCGCCCUCCUCCAUCCUCUUCCUCUUGGCACUCCGGCUGUAACUUAGGAGCUCAGGGCACUAUCCUGAAGCCCCUCACCAUGCCCAACAUUCCAAUCUCAGAGGUGGAUGCCCUGCCUGAGAAUGAUCAGACAUCAAGUCCCACAGACUCCAGGGCCCUGAAGUCCCUGCAGGAAGACACCCCACAACUGAUGCGCACACGCAGUGAUGUUGGGGUACGUCGUCGUGGCAAUGUGAGGACACCCAGCGACCAGCGGCGAAUCAGACGCCACCGCUUCUCCAUCAACGGCCAUUUCUACAACCACAAGACGUCAGUGUUCACGCCGGCCUAUGGCUCCAUCACCAAUGUCCGCAUCAACAGCACCAUGACCACUCCACAGGUCCUGAAGUUGCUGCUCAACAAAUUUAAGAUUGAGAACUCAGCGGAAGAGUUUGCUUUGUAUGUGGUCCAUACCAGUGGUGAGAAACAGAAGCUGAAGAACACUGAUUACCCCCUGAUUGCCCGGAUCCUCCAGGGCCCAUGUGAGCAAGUCUCCAAAGUGUUCCUUAUGGAGAAGGACCAGGUGGAGGAAGUCACCUAUGAUGUGGCUCAGUAUAUAAAGUUUGAGAUGCCUGUCCUUAAAAGCUUCAUUCAGAAGCUCCAAGAGGAAGAAGAUCGGGAAGUAAAGAAGCUGAUGCGCAAGUACACCGUGCUCCGGCUAAUGAUUCGGCAGAGGCUGGAGGAGAUAGCCGAGACCCCAGCAACAAUCUGAGCCAUAGGGAGGGGAUCCAGACGCCGUGGAGGGCAUUGUUGACCUGAGAAGACUCACAGGAAGCUGGGCGCCUUCCAUGGAAACGUUUAAAUGCAAACCUUUCCAGCUCCCAAACCACCAUGGAGAAGCCAGCAGACAACUAACUCCCUGACCUUUUUUUCCCUGCUCCUUUCCUUUACUCACGAGGACUUUCCAUUUUUAUUAUAAGAAGAACCCAAAAUGUGUGUGUGCACGUGUGUGUGCACAUGGUACACAUCCACAUGCCCACAUGAUAUAUUCACAUGCAAUUCAAUUCCAAGCAGCCAGCACAGGUGCUAUGAGGCUGGCAGAUAUUCUGCUUGUGGGCAGGAAAAUCAGAGGAGUCACCGAUCUGAGGGGUUUUAGGUUGAAGAAAAGAUUUCUCCCCUCAAGUGCCAGGGAGCAGCCAUACAUGUCUGCUUGUGUUUAGAAGGGGAAGUGGGCCCAGCAAACUCACCAUUUGGGGUAUUUUUAUGUUAAUAGAUACUCUCCCUGUAUCCCUAGGAAGGAUCUGCAAGUGUGAGAUCCUUGGCAGUUAACAAAUUAAUUAACAAACCAUGCCCUUGGGGCAGUUCUGAUGGAAAGAAAAAGAUAAACCAUCAGUGGGGUAGAUGCAAUAAGCCCACAGGUUUUUACACUGGAAACUUCAAUUGUUUUAAAUAACAAGGACAUUUGUGAUGGUCUGUGUGGAUGCCAGUAAAGAAUGGAUUCUGCCUCCGCCCCCACCUCCCUGGCUACCUCUAGGAGAUAGGGGAGCCUGAUGUUUGUCUCAGCAUGCCAAGCUGAUGACCCCAACUCUUUGGGGCCUCCCUGAGUUGAAAGAAGUAUCUUAUGAAACAGGCCUCACUGGUUUGUACAUGGCGCCUGGUCUUGUAUGGCUGGGAAGUUUCCCUCCUUAGAGAAAUGUGGAGGCUCCUCACAGAAUGACAGGUGCCUGUAAACCCAGCCCAUUUUCAUAUCCAGUGGUCUUCUUGCACUUGGAGCUGAGGCCCUGCGUUUGCAAAGUCAAGGCUUAAUACUUUACAACCACUGGAUUUUUGCAAGUUGCCCUCACGUCGUGUGUGGAGAUGGACUCUAAGAAUGAAGACUUGUCCUGCUACUGACCAAGUGUGGGGUUAAGGGAUACUUCUUGGGCUGCCCCAUGAGAGUGUGUAGAUAGGAUGGAGCUUCUCUCUCAGCUUCUCUGAGCAGCCACCUGGGUGAUCUUUAGAGAGAUUCCAAUGGAGGGGGAAGGGCAGGAAGAGUCUGUCCUUCUGGGCCCCCAUUGGUAAGAUCGCCAGGUAGCUCAGCUCCAGUACAACGGAUACUGUUUGAAGAGCGACAGAUAGAUGCUUGGAGCAGGUGCCUGGCUGUGGAGGUCAACCAAGCAAGGCCAGAAGCUCCUAACACUGAGCCUUGUUGUGGUAGGGAAGCUCCCCAUCUGUUCUCCACCUCUUCUCCAAAGAAGGUUUGGAGAGCUGGGCAGUUGAGGAAAGAAGAGCCACUGAUCCGUGCCUGCAAGGACAGUGGACCUUUGCAGCAGAGCUGUUCCUGCCCAGGCACCCUUGCCCCCUACCUGCCCCUGUGGCUUCCAUGUAGUCUCACUGUUAACUUUCAAAAGGAUGGCAUGCUGCUACCUGGCAUUUUGCUGAGGGUCUCUUAGCAAGCUUACCUCCUCUGUGGGGAGCGCCACCAGCCCUGUGGGGGAUGGACUGGAAAUCUGGAGGGCCUUAGCCUCAAUCAUACACCUCAGUGGGCUUCUGCAAAAUGCACAGAAAAAAAUGGGGGCCCGGGGAGAGGCUUCCUUUGUUACAGAUGGGAAAGGGCAGUUUUGUGAAUGCAAACAUACUUCCUGAGUUUUGCAUUUGAGAAAUGACUUGGAAAAUUUUCUUCCGGUUAUUUUUAUUUUGAAUGUUCAAAGCCUUUGUUGGCCCCAGUAAUCUUCCUUGAGUGGCUAGGGAAAAAAUUUUCCACAAAGCAAAUUACUAAUGGCUAACUUUUAUUGGACAGCCAUUUUUGGUUUAUCAAAGUUCUCUUUAAUUUGCACUAGCAAUAUGAUAGUGGUAAAUAUGGGAGUGUUGCAAAAUGUCAGAUUUGCCAGAUCACUUUCUCAGAAAGUGAUACUGAGGUAGACUUGGCUUUUUAAAGAUGGGGGGUUGGGAUGGAAUUGAGGGGAAAUCGCAUCUUACAUGAUACAUUCCACUUAAUGCAGGCCGCACUUUUCCAUUUUGGCUCACCCUGUUUAGAAAUCAUUUCUCACGUACUAAUGACCCAGUCAGGAAUUUUGGAAAGGUUCUUUGAAAUAGCAGCAACUGAAAUAGAGACCCUCUGCUGUGAUGUGGAGCUGGAUUUUCUCACUGGUAUCACAUGACCUUGCAGCUUUGAACUCCUGGACUGAUUUGUGUGGGUUUAUGUAAUUGUGUGCAAUGAACCUGAAAUCGUGCGAAGAACAAAAAGGCCAAUUUACAGGGUUUUUCCUCACUUGUGAAAAGCGGCAUAGCCACAUCUGAGUCUUUUUCCAGGGGCUUAUGUUACAAGGUGAUCAAAUGAAGGAAAAACCUGAGUUUAUCGUUGGGAAGGGGAUCCAGUCCCCCUGGUGAUGAUGGAAUUAAGCACAAGGUCACAUUCUUAGUCAUCACAUUAGUGGGAAGGUGAGGAGUUAAAUUUUGUGGUGGGGGGGAGUGGUUACCUUGGGGAGGGAUUGAAAAGCACAAACAAUAGGUUUGCCUGUGCAAACUGGUGAGGAAUGUGUACACUGGUCUCCAGACUUGUGGACUUUGUGAGUUGAGGUUGAGGUGGAAGAAUCUCGGAUUAGCCACCUACCCCUGUGACAAAUGCUGAGCCCUGAGGUUGAGGUUUUGGUCUGAGACUUCAAGGAGAAAUAUUUUCACCCUUCCCUCCUCUCUACCAGAAAGAAAACAAUACUCUCUCCUAGGGACCUCCAGAUAAAGACAUUUUAUCUCUGUAGAUAAGACUUUAGGAUAUAAAGACCAAAACAAACAAACAAAAACACUCAAGAAACAAACUCUGUUCUCAGAUGCAAACAUGUCUUGGCAAGAAUUCUUUUCUUUGGAGUUGGGCUGUUAUUUCAGUGUUAGGAGGUUGGAAGGAGAAAUGGACCAGAGAAAAGCAGGAAGCUCUCUUAAGGAAAGAGAAGCUCUCUUUAAAAAAUAAAACUAUUUCAAAGCUCUGUAGCACAGAGAACAUGGUGCCAUAGAUACAUCUCCAAGAGAAAUUCCUAUAUGAACAAAGGAAUUCCAGUGCCUCAUAGUGACAAAACCAUGAUGUGAGGGCCAAGGUAGGAGGCAGAGAUCUCCUUGAACACCUGUUGCAGCAGUACAGAUUCUCGAGUCAAGCCUCUGAAAAUUGUUUUACACAAAGUCUUGUUGGAGGCAGAUGAGAUGAAGAAUGAUCUCCUAGAGAGGUAAAAAUAAAGACAAAUGUGGCACCCCUUCUUUCAGAGGGAAUUGACAGUGUUUACCCUGUCAUGGGAGGUCACAGCGCCCCCUGUGUUAUAGCCAGGCACCAGACAUGGGCAAGCUGUGAAAGGAGAGCCUCAGUUUUCCUGUGGAGUCUCCCCGGCGAUUGCAGACCUAUUUCCCAGGCUGAUGGUUCCUGGUGUGUUACUGCUAGUGUUUCUUAAGGGUUUCCUCACUUGAUUUAGCUUUGUGAAGUAUCUUUCUUCUUAAUCAUAACUUGCUUUUCGAGCAAUGGUACAUGACCUCAUUCAAUGUUUGGUUCUGAAGUUAUAAACUGAUGUGUUUAGGUAUCUUAAUGUAACUUGGCAAGUCCUCAGUAGGGAGCUGUGAAUUUCUGUAACAUUUUGAUAUGUUUUAAAGCACCUGACUUAGAUCUUGUUGAAUAAAGCACUUUCAAAGAGAA